Molecule: messenger RNA, 2763 nt
Organism: Plasmopara halstedii
Lineage: Eukaryota; Oomycota; Peronosporomycetes; Peronosporales; Peronosporaceae
Product: cyclic nucleotide-binding protein
Exons: 1
Coding region: 1-2763 (920 amino acids)
Cellular component (GO): membrane
Source: RefSeq, a predicted model, not a curated record
AUGGAGACGGAUGCGCUGCCUCUUGAACGUGGUGGCGUGGAGAUGACGCAGUUGCUACAGCCCGCGGCCUCACCGCCUAUCCACGCUGUCUCACACGAAAAUCUCACACCUUCACAUGAGACAGAAAAUCUCUUGCGGCGCGUGCGCAGUGUACAAGAUGCCGCAAAGCACGGACUUUUAUUGGGAUACCAAAAUCGCAGUCGGAGUCGCCCAGGUCCAUAUGGAGCCAUGAGUGUACCCCGUACUGGGCAGUAUACUUCAGAGAUCACAUUUACGCUUCAAGAUAGCUUUCGAUCACGUGGUCCACUCCUUACAUCGGAACUAGAUGUGCGACGAUUCAAGACGAUACUAGUUGAUAUUGUUGUCAAUGGUACAUCUGGUGUUAUAGCUUUCUUAUUGUCCUCGACUCUAGCCGUGUCAUGUGCUAGUGUCUUAGUAGGACAUGGGACCCCACUCUCGACGGUCAUUGCCCACUUUAUUGACAUCAAUUUGCUCGGAACUGCUGUCUUGUCUGUAAUUCUUGCAUGGCAAAGUUGUGCACCUUGGACAUUAGGUGCAAUUGAUGUGUUUGUAGCACCAGUCAUGGCUGAUAUGGCAGAGAGAAUUUCAGACCAUUUGCAUGGAGAUCUGGAUAAAGUGGUACCUACGACUGUUGUUAUGGUCGCUAUGACAUCCAUCGUCUUGGGACUUGUCUUUUUUAUUAUGGGACUAUUUCGAGUUACUUCGAUUGCUAAUUAUAUGCCAUAUCCUGUCAUUGCAGGAUUUUUGUCCGGCAUUGGCGCCCAAUUAAUGAAGAAUGGGAUUCACAUGGCAUCCAGUAAAGCUGUCACUGCGGCAUUUUUUACGUUGAAAGUACAACUUCUUUUACUUCCAGCUAUUGCAUUUGCUGGAUUUGCCCGACUUGGACAAUAUUUGAAACUACCAGUGGCAUUUUCAUUUCCAUGUCUAUUAGCAUUGUCGCUUGUAGGAUUCCAAGUCAUGUCGUUUCUCUCUGGAGCUAGUAUGGAGACGUUAACAAAACAAGGAUGGGUCUUUUCAUGGGAUCCGUUAGUUGUGGCACAGACGCCGAUGUGGUUUCCAUGGUCUGAAAUUGACUUUCAUCACGUUCAUUGGCACACUUUGUCGCAUGAAUGCACGGGAUUUAUGGUCUCACUUGUAAUUCUUGGCGCACUUAAGUAUAGCGUAGCAACGACAUCACUCUCUACACUCUUUGGACGGGACAUUUCACCCGAUAAUGAGAUGCGGGUAAUUGGAUUAGCGAAUCUUGCGAGUGGGCUUUUGGGCUGUUGUGGCGGAUGUCACUAUCUCUCAGCAAUGGGGAUCAUGAAACAAUUCGAAGCACAUGAAAAGGUACCAGCGCUUGUAUGUGCGAGUUUAGUGAUACUUUUGUGGAUGAUGGGGAUCCGACUGCUUCAAUAUGUGCCCAAAUUUAUCUUUGGUGGCCUGCUCUUGAGCGUGGGAUUGCAUUUCUUAGAAGCAUAUCUCGUGACCCCAUUCCAUUUUCUAAAACCUAUUGAAAAGUUCACCGUUGUGCUCAUUACGUUGAGCUUCCUGAUUGUUGGCAUGCUAGAGAGUGUGGCGAUGGGAAUUAUAAUCUCUAUGAUUGAACUCAUUUGGCGUAUUCAUGCAGUGGGUUGUGUACACCAUGAAACAACGGGUGCACUGACCCGCAGCGCCGUGGACCGAACUCCAGAACAAACGGCAUUUCUUGAUCUGGAAGGUAGUGCCAUUUUUGUCUUACGACUGCAAGGAUACCUUUUCUUUGGAACAUCUGUGAAUAUCAUAGAACGAAUAGAAACUCGGGUCCAUUCGCUCGAGUUUCCAAAGCUCAAAUUUGUGAUCAUCGAUUUUGGUCUUGUCCCAAGCUUUGAUGCCACUGCAUUGCUAAACUUUCGCAAAACGUCGAGACUUGCUGACUUGUACAUGUUUGACAUUUAUUUCUGUGGAUUAAAACCUGAGAUUGAGCUUGCCCUUCGUCAAAACCAAACCUCUCGGCGUAUUCAUUUUCUAGGAAGUGAUGUGGAUAUCGCAUUGGAAAUUUGUGAGGACGCACUACUUCCAGAGAACAUAACACCGAAAUCACCUCAACGUGGAAGAUCCCUGAUUGAAUUCAAGCAAAUGAGUCAAUUAGAACUUUGGGAACAAUUUAUGAUUGCGUCGCCCGAGCAGGAUGGUACAGCAAGCUAUCAGAAACUGCUUCCUCUUGCAGCAUAUUUGGAAAUUAUUGUAGUACCUAGUGGCUCGCAACUAGUGCCCGAACAUCUGCGCGACGACACUUAUUUCAUUUGUUUUGGAUUUAUGAACUUUGUGAUGGAUUCUGAAUUUUCGACUGGACAUAGUAUUCCUGGUGUUCGGCAUUCGGAUGUUGGAGAUAGCGAUAAUCCAGAUUUGUAUUUGAGUGAUAGAAUCGAAGAAUUCGAUGCUAAUGAUUUAAGCGGUCUCUUAAAUCCACAUCGGUUAUCAUUGGCUGUACCAGAAGAGUCGCAGUGGACGCCUUUUACGACUGCUAAGUCUCGGUUACUCAAGAUCGGACCAGGAUCUGUUAUCACACCUAAUGUGGCGGGUAUGGACCCAGAGUACAAGUACUUGGCCACGUCUGAUUGCGUUAUGUUGCGUCUGCGGGCAUCAGCAAUGGAAACACUCGAAUCUCAAGCUCCUCAUUCUGCAGUUGCUGUGCUUAAACUCAUUAACGUGCGCUUGGCUACUCGCUUUCGACACUCUAGCAAACGAGUCUCACAAAUGUCUUCACUACUAUACAAAUAG